Molecule: messenger RNA, 882 nt
Organism: Ixodes scapularis (black-legged tick)
Lineage: Eukaryota; Metazoa; Arthropoda; Arachnida; Ixodida; Ixodidae
Product: elongation of very long chain fatty acids protein 7
Exons: 1
Coding region: 1-882 (293 amino acids)
Biological process (GO): fatty acid elongation, polyunsaturated fatty acid; fatty acid elongation, monounsaturated fatty acid; fatty acid elongation, saturated fatty acid
Cellular component (GO): endoplasmic reticulum membrane
Molecular function (GO): fatty acid elongase activity
Source: RefSeq, a predicted model, not a curated record
AUGGCGGCGGGAACGGAGUUCGACCCGGCCACUCACUGGUUCCCAGAGUGGGAUCACCGGACGCGGGGUUGGGCCAUGUGCGGCAACCCAGUUCCACUGGUCGUGCUCUGCGUCAUCUACGUCUACCUGGUCAAGCAAUGGGGACCAAAGUGGAUGAGCGAAAAGAAGCCCUUCGAAAUUCGCGGUGUCAUGGUCGCCUACAACCUCACGCUCGUCCUCGUCAACGCGUGUCUGGUGCUGUCUCUCGUCCGCUACGGGUACGUCGAGAAGCGGUACAGUCUUCUCGGUCAGGGACCCGACUUCGCGACAGACUCCGUGAGUCUGCUCAUCGUGAGGUUGUCUUGGUGGUACUAUGUCCUCCGGCUCUUCGAGUUCUUGGACACCGUCUUCUUUGUGCUGAGGAAAAAGUACGCGCAGAUCUCUGCCCUGCAUGUCUGUCAUCACGUGGUCGUCGCCUGGAACAUGUGGAUGAACCUGACGUACGGCGGUCAAGCACAAACCUUGUUCGUAAUGGUCGUCAACUCCUCAGUUCAUGUGGUCAUGUACACAUACUACUUUCUGUCCGCGCUCGGGCCGGCCUUUGAGAAGUACAUCUGGUGGAAGCGGUACCUGACGCAGCUGCAGCUGGCCCAGUUCACCGUGGUGUUCGCGCACAGUAGUUCGUACCUGUUUUACAAGGACAACGCCAUCCCAGGCUUCACGGUCAUCAUGACUGCGGAGGCCGUGAUGUUCUUCCUGUGGUUCAUGUCCUUCUAUGCCCACGCGUACCGCAAGGUGGGAAGGAACGCCUUCAAAAAAGUUAGAGAUUCUGCGGCUGCGGCGUCGGAAGCCUUGACCAAGGUUGCCACGUCCUGCUCUCCCGACCAGGCGAAAUGUGACUGA